AUGGCACGCUGCUUCUGCCGCUGGCGUGUAAUGCUAAUCUGCAUGUGCAUGCCGUGCAUCCUCCUGGUCCUGCUGGUUGCCUACGCCAACGUCAUGUUGUGUGCCGUCAUGUACAAAACAGUAGAGCUACCGUCUCUUCACUUUGUGGCCCCGGGGACUUUAAACAACAAGUCCUUCGGCCCGCUCCCUCAAACUUUCUGGGACUUUGGCCAGCACGGGGACGCCAUUUGGAACCGUCUCCAGCUGACCGUGGACCGCUAUUUCAACCCCAUCCUGCGGCCCAACGACACCAGGGCGGGAUUGGAAAACGGCACCAUUCAUGAGUCCCCUACGGAAGCAGGGGUUCUCACCAAGUUGGACAGUGUGGGGGAGAACCUCCAUCAGCUACCGCAGCAGAUCCAAGACUUUGUGAAGCACAUGCACAGGAGAGACUACCCGACCCUCAUCCAGCCAGACGGCGUAUGCGGAGCCGGGGAAAAGGAUGAGAGGGAGGCCCCGCUCCUUCUACUGGCCAUCAAGUCAACAGAGCUGGGUUUUAAGAACCGGCAGGCCAUUCGUCAGACCUGGGGCCGGGCAGGAUGGGUAGCGGGACAGGGUGGGAGCGCUACAGGAGGAGGAGGAGGCGGAGGAUACAUCCGCAGGGUGUUCCUGCUCGGAAAUGCGGUUGGGGAUUCAUCGGAGUCUCUGCAGAUGGAGAGCAAGCAUCAUGGAGACAUUCUGCAGUUGGACUUCAGGGACACGUUUUUCAAUCUCACCUUGAAAGAUGUGCUCUUCUGGAGCUGGUUCUCCCGCUCGUGCAACCGGACUGUCUUUGUCCUUAAGGGGGACGACGACGUCUUUGUCAACACCCCGAAAAUGAUUACGUACCUCCAGGACCAGCUGAGGAAGCCACAAGCACACAAGAUCAUUGAAGACUUCAUGAUUGGGGAUGUGAUAAUUGCAGCUUUACCGAGCCAAGAAAGAAAGUCAAAGUACUUCAUCCCAGGCAGCUUCUACAAAGGAAUCUAUCCAGUGUAUGCGGGUGGUGGAGGGGUGGUGUACUCGGGCCUGUUGACCAGACGCCUACACCACAUGUCGAAAAGGGUCCACCUGUUCCCGAUCGACGACGUUUACGUGGGGAUGUGUAUGACCCGGCUUAACGUUCAGCUGGUCCACCACCCUGCUUUCCUCACGUUUGGCUUCCCUACUGAGACAGAGGAGAAGCAGCCAUGUUCGUAUCACACCAUCCUAUUGGUCCACAAGCGAAGCCCCUCCCAGUUGGUUAAACUGUGGGCCGAGAUGAAAAUGACCCAGGCUCAAUGUAGGGAUGCGACCCUGAGAAAAUGUGAAACUUUUACGACCAAAACUUUUCGACCAUCCAAAGUUUGUUGA
Messenger RNA from Pungitius pungitius (ninespine stickleback), 1371 nucleotides. RefSeq names its product N-acetyllactosaminide beta-1,3-N-acetylglucosaminyltransferase 2. Lineage: Eukaryota; Metazoa; Chordata; Actinopteri; Perciformes; Gasterosteidae. The transcript has a single exon. The record is from RefSeq and is a predicted model, not a curated record. The coding region runs from base 1 to 1371 and encodes 456 amino acids. Gene Ontology annotation, cellular component: Golgi membrane. Gene Ontology annotation, molecular function: hexosyltransferase activity; UDP-glycosyltransferase activity.